This is a messenger RNA of Amblyraja radiata (thorny skate), 1133 nucleotides long. Its product is annotated as secreted phosphoprotein 24-like. Gene Ontology annotation, cellular component: extracellular region. Lineage: Eukaryota; Metazoa; Chordata; Chondrichthyes; Rajiformes; Rajidae. The transcript has 8 exons. The record is from RefSeq and is a predicted model, not a curated record. Gene Ontology annotation, biological process: bone remodeling. The coding region runs from base 60 to 629 and encodes 189 amino acids.
GAGAGAGAGACAGCAACUUCACUCUGCGAACCCUGUUGGCUGAUCCCACACGCAACAGAAUGAAAUCCUUCCUCCUCGCCAUCGCUGCCGUGCAGAUCCUCCAUUGCUCAGGUGUGCCAAGCACUAAACAUGCUCUGAGAGCCUCAGUUAUAAAGCUGAACGAAAUCACCGAGAUCACCAACCUGUGCGCAAUAACUGGGAGAAGAGUGACAAAUACUUACCGUACAGGCAAGCAUUCGUACAAUGUGGAUUUGACAUUUUCAGUGAAGGAAACUAUCUGCUCCAAAAAAUCCGGCAUGGAAUUUGAUACGCCUAGCUGCCGCUUCCGCCCCAAGAAGAUUGGUGAGAAAGGGUUUUGCAAAAGCCGUGUGGCAUAUUUUGCUAAUAAAGUGGCUGACGUUGAUGUGUUGUGUGAAGGUCUGAAGACCAUUGACAGCGAGAGUGACUCAUUAGAAUCGAGUGAAAACAGCUUUGAGGUCAAUAUCAAAUCCAAAGAGACAUCACUUGAGGACACAUCAAAUGCAAAAAGCAAAUCAGCAGAAACCUCAAUGGAUAAGCCAUCAAAGGUGAAAAGCAAGAGAACACAAUCAUUUUCAAACGAGAACAUCGUUGAUUCAAGAUGGCAUUAACCGUGGAUGAAGCUCUUGAGAGAUUGAGCUCUGUGAACACAAGAAAACCUCAUUCAAAGGUUCUACUUGUUUGUGUAAAAAGAGGGCACCUGGGGUUCUUGACUCCAACAUUGUACUGUAACCACAAGAUUCCAUUGAUUGUAAAUGUUUUAUACCUUCAUGUUUAGUUUUGUUCUCUUAUAUUGUAUCUUGUGUACUGUGGACCAAAUGGAAGUGUAAGUGUGUGAUAUUCUGUACAACUGUUGUCCAUUCUACUGUAGUGAUAAAUGCCUGCCAGCCAACCUCGGCUUUAUCCUGCAUUUGUAUUUUCUGACAAGAUGACCUACUUCACCACCACACAAUACCCAGGUGGUGUCCUGGUUUACUACUGAGCAGGUCAUUGAACUGGUCGAUCUUGGACACACUGCAAUCACACAUUCUUGACUUUUAUAACUGCAUUGUUGUUGCCAACUUAUAUAUUAUUUUUCUUGGAAACUGAUGAAUAAACUACAUCUAACAAAUACA